Messenger RNA from Daldinia childiae, 2331 nucleotides. RefSeq names its product Vegetative incompatibility protein HET-E-1. The coding region runs from base 1 to 2331 and encodes 776 amino acids. Lineage: Eukaryota; Fungi; Ascomycota; Sordariomycetes; Xylariales; Hypoxylaceae. The transcript has 3 exons. The record is from RefSeq and is a predicted model, not a curated record.
AUGUCUAAAGCCUUGAUUUUGGCCGGCAGGCUGAAGCCUGAUGCUAGACUAGGGCUCGCGCUGUCUGAAUUUACAGCAGCACUCGACGAAGAAAGUCGCAAAGUAUUCGUUAGGAUGCGGUCCAGUUCAUCUGUAGUACCAACUACUUCAGAUGUGAUAAGAGUUACCGAGGAAUUAAACAGAGAAGGGGCUAAGCGUCAUCGAGCCUGGAGGCCACUCGGGACGAGACUAAAGAAUUUCUUGAGUCGAAUACAAUCAAUUGCCAGUAUUGGAGAUGUAUUGGUGGGCGGUUCGCAGAAUAUUCUUGUAUGCGGUGUUUGGUGUGCUUUGAGGAUUUGUCUUGAGUCUACCAUUUGUUUCCUUGACUACUACGAUAAGAUAUCGUCCAUUUUCAUGAAACUCGGUACUGCUUGGUCGCUCCACAGCGAUUUUGCGAAGCUCUUCUCUGAAGACAACGAACUGCAGUCCUUCCUGUUGGAAUAUCUUAUAGGCAUCGUUAGACUUUGCCAGAAGAUUGUAGUUUUCACGAAAAAGUCUGCUCUGGCUCAGUUUGCCUCAUCGAUGCUUUCUUCGCCCGAUAACGAGUUCAAUCCGUUGAUAGAAGAAUUGGGACAAUGGGGUAAGCUAAUCGAACAGAAGUCCAAUAUAUUAUCAACCGAGUUCAUGUUAAAAGCGGAAAAGAAUUCUAUCGAAAGAAAUUUGAGUCUCGUACGGCACAUAACAGGUAGCUCCAGAAAGAAGCAGAACUUUGAUCAGAAAUAUCGACUCCUUCUAUUGCUAUCUCCUCAUCAAGGAAGCUACGAGAACUUAUGGCGACGCCAGCGGCGGAAGGGAUCAUGUUUCUGGAUCUUCGAGACGAACGAAUACUUAUCCUGGCGUAGCCGAGAUACUUCGUGCGUUUUGUGGUUAAAUGGCAGCAUGGGCAGUGGGAAAACCGUUACAUUGGCGAAUAUUGUGGCGGAUAUUCACUUACGACAACCGUGCCUUUAUUUCUUCUGCGUAUCAAAGGAACCGGAGUCCUUGAGUUUUAGGGGCUUCUUGGGAAGUAUUACUUACCAACUACUAAGAAACAUUCCCCUUGGCGAUCCAUUCUGGAGUUUUGACAUGGAUGAGGUCACAUCAAAGCUGGCAACACUCGAGGGGAUCACCGACCUUCUCUUCCGAGUGACAUCUAAGGAUGAGGGAUUGUUUCUAGUAGUGGAUGGUAUCGAGAAUUGCAACAGUGACGAGUCUGAUGAUAUCAUCAACUUCCUCUCCGAUCUCAUGAAAAAAAGAAAGGUUUUUCUCUGCUCAUCUGGUAACCCAGGGUCCAGAAUCCAGGCAAAGCUAUUCUCCAAAAUCAACAACUGCGCCCAAAUCCCUAUGACAUUGAAUAAUCAAAAUCGGUAUAAAGAGAUUGAAGAUUUUAUUGACCGUGAAAUUGAGAGACGAACUCUGUUGCGACCCCUAGAUCCAGAUUUAAAGAGACUUAUGAGGGAACAGUUGGUAUUAGGGGCCCAAGGAAUGUAUAUUUGGGUUGCCUUACAAAUAGAGGCAAUACUUCCAACGGAUACAAGUACUAUUGUCUCAACAACAGAUAUACUCCAUAUUCUGCAAAACCUACCUAAGGACCUGCCUGAAGCGUUUGAUCAAGCGCUUGCAAGAGUCACAGAUCGACGAUACGGCAAUAGGCAUUUUAAGAUCGUGGCAGCCGCCACACGUCCAUUACUUCUAGACGAAUUUCAAGUUGCGGCUACUGUUACCCCUGGAAAUAUAGUUUGGGAUGCCGCCGCACUCCCGCUAGACCCAGAAGCACUCGUAUACGUUAGCGGUGGCAACCUCCUUGAGAUCGACGAAGAGGAUCGCACGGUUCUAUUUAUCCACCACAGCGCACUAGUUCACCUAUUGUCGGAACCACAAUCACCCCGUACGGCCCCGUUUCGCUUUUCAUUAGAAGAGGCAGAGUUACAUAUGGGAUCAGUUUGUGUGACAUAUCUCAACUAUGAUUUUUUCGAUACCAGAGUGGCUACCCAGCAGAAGGUAUACGCGGAUGGAAUCCUCGAUAAGGUUAUAACCCGUGUUCUUAUAGAUGAACCACGGCUGGGCAAGCUGAUGGGGUCUAUAUUCAAACACAAUCGUCGCAAAACAACUGCUAAUAUCGAUAUCAUGAACCAAAUCAUUAACAUAAAUGAUUGUAAAGUUCAGGAUUCUCUAUGCUUGCUUGCUUAUGCAGCAGAAAACUGGCUGGAACAUACGCGCGCUCUUGACGACGACAUGGGCAUACAGCAAUUGUGGGAGGAUCUAGUAAACGGCAUGGACCAUUUAAACAUUUCUUUAAACCGUAUGAUGUAG